Messenger RNA from Plectropomus leopardus (leopard coralgrouper), 1139 nucleotides. Lineage: Eukaryota; Metazoa; Chordata; Actinopteri; Perciformes; Serranidae. The record is from RefSeq and is a predicted model, not a curated record.
AUGUUUGCCGCCGCGCCGGUGAGCGAACAGGUGAAUGACGUAAAACCACGCCCCCUCCGCCCCUCUGCGACCACCGGAAGUGAAAGGCCUCCGUGGAUUAACAAAACCGAGCGGGCGUUUUUCCGUGGCCGGGACAGUCGAGAGGAGCGUCUCCACCUGGUCUCUCUGUCCAAGAAGAACCCCGAGCUGCUGGACGCCGGCAUCACAGGAUGGUUCUUCUUCAGAGACAGAGAGAAACAUGUGGGCAAAACACCGCUCGUUGGAUUUUUUGACUUCUUCAAGUACAAGUACCAGGUGAACGUGGACGGAACAGUGGCAGCGUACCGGUUUCCUUACUUGAUGCUCGGGAACAGUCUGGUCCUGAAGCAGGACUCGCAGUAUUAUGAAUUUUUCUACAGCCACCUGAAAGCGGGCACGCACUACGUCCCCGUGAAGAGAAAUCUGUCGGACCUCGUGGAGAAAAUCAAAUGGGCCAAAGAAAACGACGCCGAAGCACAAAAGAUGGCCCGAGCGGGUCAGACGGCGGCGCGAGAGCUGCUGCAGCCCAGCAGACUCUACUGUUACUACUACAGCGUGCUGCUCACGUACUCAGAGCGGCAGAGCGGACGGCCAACGCUGCACCCGAACAUGGAGCCGGUGCCUCAGCCAGACGACCACACCGCCGUGUGCGUGUGCGAGCGUAAAACCCACAAAGAAGAAACCAGUAUGAAGGAUGAACUAUGAUGACGCCGGCCUGUAGUCUUUACGUAUUGUCUUAUUUUUCUGUGAAACAUUCCCGAGAUGAUCGAAUGUUCCCGACGCUGAAAGAAAAUGUGGAUUUUUGAAGUUUACAGUCAAGUAUUACAGUAAUAAUUGUUGCUUUUAUUUUGGAUAUUAAAUAAAGAUUUUGGAAUUAUUUGCAAUAAAAACUCAGACAUUUCAAGUUGAGGCUGCAGGACAUUGCCCUCAAAAUGAUAACGGUAGUCUCAGUUUUGAAUACAGUGUUACAGUAUACAGUGUUUUUGUACUUUUUGUAAAGUUCUGGUAGUAUUGCAGGAAUCUGAGGAAACAUUACUGUUUUGUAAACGUGCCUUUGCCUUGGAUAUCUGUUUACAGUAUUGUCAUGAAAUAAAUACACCCUAAAUAAAUCCUAUUUUUGA